UUAUAAUAUUAUAACAUGAGAGACAAAUUACUUGGGGAAAAAACACCGUGGAUGCAGCCUGGGAUUGGAGUAGGUGAUGGAGGGGGUGGCGGUAGAGGAGGAAGAGGAGGAAGAGGUGGAGGAGGAGGAGGAGGAGGAGGAGGAGGGGGUGGUGGUGCAACCCACGUGGCUGGUAUAGCCGACGAUGAGGCACCGAAAGAUCCAGGUGCUCGUAUCACCCACCAAUCCUACACCGAGAAGGAUUACGAAGGUCACCGAGCACACACGGUCUAUGUGGGUGUACAUUUACCCGGAGAGAGAAGACACCGUCGUCAUCAUAAACACCAUCAUUCCCAACGGCAAUCUUAUGGGGAGAGUAACGAUGAUACCGACAACGACAGACCCAACAUUGCAGGACAAUUGGUGAUGAAGCGCAGGUCUCGUCUCGCGAGCAUUUGCGACCCCGACGGCGAGAUGAUAUUCACGCCACCGGCCCAGAGAGUGCAAUUUAUUCUCGGCGAGGAAGUCGGGGACGAUGCUCACGAAUCGCAUCCUCUAUUUUCCGAAAUGGAAGAACUUGUCAAGGAUGGAGAUGAAAUGGAAUGGAAGGAAACCGCUAGGUGGAUCAAAUUUGAGGAAGACGUUGAAGAAGGUGGAAACAGGUGGAGCAAACCACACGUAGCAACGUUAUCGUUACACUCGCUCUUCGAAUUGAGAAGUUUACUUUUGAAUGGAACUGUUAUGCUUGACAUGGAAGCCAACAGUCUCGAACAGAUAACUGAUUUGGCUUUGGAUAACAUGAUCAAUAAAGGUUCACUACCGAUCGAGACUCGAGAAAAGGUAAGAGAAGCACUUUUGGUGAGACAUCGACAUCAGCACGAAAGACGCAAGGACAACAAUAUGUCGAGAUUACCGAUUAUCAGAUCCUUGGCAGAGAUCGGCCGUAAUCAUUCGUCCUCGAAGAAAAACGGCUGUACAUGUGGUAUGCAUGCCUUGUUGACAUCAGAUUUGCAGGAGCGUCGUGAACCCGGGGACGCCUAUGCGCCCUCAGUUGGCCGUAGCAGCAGUUGUCCGAACUCAAACACGGCCCUUCUUUCGAAAGAAGCUAAAGAUCUCAAAGGGCCUUACCUUCUGGUACCAGCCGAAAUCGGCAUACCCCACGUGGUGGGAUUUACGGCGUGGUUCGCCAUGUGUCAGCUGAAAGGACAAGAACCAGGUGCCAACGGAAUCGAUCGAAGUCCUAGCAGCGUUUCGAUCAGCAGAAAUCAUAGUUCUUCCGCUUUGGAAAAUGGGGAUGCCAAUCAUCGGGGUAAUACACAUUUUAUGAGAAAAAUACCAGCGGGGGCGGAAGCCAGUAACAUUCUCGUAGGGGAAGUUGAUUUUCUUGACAAGACCUUGUCCGCCUUCAUACGACUCAGUCAAGCAGGAAUAAUGGGUGAUCUUACGGAGGUACCCGUUCCAACGAGAUUUAUUUUCGUACUUUUAGGACCCAUGGGUGGAAUUUCGGGUUUCCAUGAAAUUGGACGAGCAAUGGCGACGUUAAUGUCCGACGAGGUCUUCCACGAUGUCGCUUACAAGGCCAAAAAUAGGAAUCACCUUCUUGCCGGUAUUGAUGAGUUUCUAGAUGCUGUUACCGUUUUACCACCGGGCGAAUGGGAUCCUACGAUUAGAAUCGAACCGCCAGCUGCCAUUCCGUCGCAAGAAGUUAGGAAAAGACCGAAAGAGGAAAAACCUAAAGAAGAAGUUGACGAAGAAGCCGACGAACAAAAGCAAAGAGAGGAAUCUGGUUUGUCGAGAACUGGAAGAUUAUUUGGUGGGCUGAUAAACGAUAUCAAAAGAAAAGCGCCAUUUUACUUUUCCGAUUUCAAAGACGCUUUAGCAUUGCAAUGCGUCGCAUCCUUCAUUUUCUUAUAUUUUGCCUGUCUGUCGCCUAUCAUCACUUUCGGUGGUCUACUCAGCGAAGCUACGGGAAAAAACAUGGCCGCUAUGGAAUCAUUGGUCUCAGGUUUCGUUUGCGGACUCGGAUACGGAUUUUUCUCCGGACAACCGUUAACCAUUCUUGGAUCAACCGGUCCCGUAUUGGUCUUCGAGACAAUCGUAUUUGAAUUUUGCAAACAAUCCGAUUGGAAUUACAUGUCAUUUCGUUUCUGGAUCGGCACGUGGACCGCCAUCAUUUUGUUAACCCUCGUCGCCCUUGACGCGAGCGCCUUCGUCUGCUACAUAACUCGUUUUACGGAAGAAAAUUUUGCCACCCUCAUCGCUUUCAUUUUUAUUUACAAGGCUGUGGAAAACGUCCUCUCGAUUGGCAAAAAGUAUCCCAUAAAUACUCACGCCAACGAUCACUUGGCUUACGAUUGUUGGUGCAAACCACCGAACGAUAGUUCGCUUUACGGCACUGAGAACGUCAAUUGGACGAAUAUGAAUCGGACUACGUGCCAGAUUUACAAUGGCACGCUGAUGGGAGAUAGUUGUAACAUACAGCAACCUGUACCCGAUGUGUUCCUCAUGUCAAUUAUCCUUUUCAUGGGCACCUUCUUGUUAUCCAUCGAGAUGAAGGACUUUAAGAAUGCUCUUUUCUUUCCAUCUAAGGUCAGACAAGUGGUCAGCGAUUUUGCGGUUAUAAUAGCAAUCUUUUCUAUGUCCUUGUUGGAUCACUUCGUGGGUAUCCCAACGCCAAAGUUAGAAGUACCUGAAGAAUUCAAACCGACCUUGGAUGGCCGGGGAUGGAUGAUUUGGCCUUUUCAGAAUAAUCCAUGGUGGAGCGCCAUCGUGGCUAUUCUACCAGCUCUCUUGGGCACUAUAUUGAUCUUUAUGGAUCAACAGAUCACAGCGGUGAUCGUUAAUAGAAAAGAAAAUAAAUUAAAGAAAGGAUGCGGCUAUCAUCUGGACCUUUUUAUCCUGGCGAUCCUGAUCGAAAUCUGUUCGGUUAUGGGAUUACCAUGGUUCGUAGCUGCCACGGUGCUUUCGAUAAAUCACGUUAACUCGUUGAAAUUGGAAUCGGAGUGCGCGGCACCAGGGGAAAAACCACAAUUUUUAGGUGUCAGAGAACAGAGAGUUACGCACAUACUGAUCUUCUUAAUGAUCGGUUGCUCCGUUUUACUGACGCCAAUGUUAAGACACAUACCAAUGCCAGUACUGUUCGGUGUCUUCCUUUAUAUGGGUGUUGCGUCUUUAAAAGGAUUACAAUUCUUCGAUAGAAUACUCAUCAUGCUUAUGCCGGUGAAGUACCAACCAGAUUAUAUGUUCCUUCGGCAGGUGCCAUUAAAACGCGUCCACAUUUUCACGGCUAUACAAUUGACUUGUCUGGCGUGUCUUUGGAUCAUCAAAUCGUUUAGCACCACAUCCAUUUUAUUCCCAUUGAUGCUCGUGGUGAUGAUCGGAAUUCGAAAAUCUUUGGAUUUCGUUUUUACUCAACGCGAAUUGAAGAUACUCGACGACGUGAUGCCGGAACCAAGCAAGAAACAUGCCGACGAUCUUCGCCAAUUGGAAAGCGGCGAGGAACAUCCAAAUUAUCCAAUCGGUUAUGGACCACCGGAAAAUAUUCAAAUAUCUUUGGCGAAUGGAAAUAUUAUGAAGAUUCCACUGGCUAGCAUCAAUAUCAGCGAGGAAGUUAAUAAAACUGGAAUUUGGCAACAAGUUAAUGAAAGUAACGAGAAAAAAAAACCUAAACAAUCUAAAUUAAUGAACGUAAGCAAAUCGAAGAAACACUCAAAGAAGGAGGGCUCGUUGCUGGUCGAUGAGACAACAAGGCUGACAACUAUGACCGAGGAGGAGGAGGAUGACACUGGCAUAUCGAUCAAGGUAGAUCUGAUAAGAUCGAAGGAGAGUAUCGGCCCAGUGAAAGUAAAUGGCACUACAUCGGCAGAAACAUCUGUUUAACGAUUACGAUAUAAAUCAAUUAUGUUUUUGUUUUAAAUUCGCAUAAUCAAAAAGUAUAUUAUUAUAUAUACCACAUACAUAAUAUUUGCGUAAUUUCGUAAAAUUUGGUAAAAUUUAAAAACAAAGUAUAAGAGAGAAAAGAAGGGGGAGGGGGAGGGGAGGGGGGAAAAAAAAAAGAAAAAAAAAAAAAGUGUAAUUAUUUUUCAGGUGAAAAUGAUUUUUUAUAUGAUACGAAUAGAUAAGAUCAAAAAUUGUACUAUCAGUUUGCAUUUUGAAUAUAACAAAUUUUCACACGCAAGUAUAAUACGCAUAUAAACGGUACGACGAACCUCGCGAAUUGUAUAACUGAAAUAUAUUGCCUUAGUUUAUAAUUCAAAGUUAAUCAAAAAAAUUCAUUUUAUAAGAGAGAACGUCGAUCAACAUACAAUCGUACGUUAUUACAUAGAAAAUCUAUCGUUUAUUUUAUACGAGAUAUUAAUUCAAGAAGAAUUUUUUCUUAUCGUAAAAAUGUCGUUUCUCGUGUUUUUGAAUGAAAUAAUUCAAGAAAUUUAGAAUCUCAUUUCUAUAAACAAAAAAUAAUAAAAGAAAGAGAAACUAAAAUGAAACAUUUUUGCAAUAGUAUUUACAUAUUACAUACGCGUAUGAUUGCAUUAUUCAUUGUAUACAAAUUACAAGCAUAGAAUAUAUAUAUACAUAUGUGCCGAUUAAUUAUGACAGUGGGACUGAAUUAAUGGAAAAUUGUUUAAAAAUAUAUUUUAUGAUUUAUUUUAUAAUAUAUAAGUAAUUUUCAAUAUAUGAAAUAAAUCGUAGAAUGUAUUUUUUCAAAUUGUUAACAUUACCGUUAGUCCACAGUCAUAAUUAUAAGUACAUAAUUACCGGUAAGUACUAUAGUACAUACAUACAUACAUGAGAAUACGCAAAAAUAAAUCCAUAUAUAAUUCGUUGAUAAACCGACAAUACUUAUGCUUCUUUUCGUGUUAUACACCACGAUAAGAUUUUAUCGAAGUUGAUCAAGAGAUUAGGUUGAUAGAAGAAAAAUGUGAUGUUAUUGUUAGACAACAGUCUGUUUUUUAAAACUGUGUGCAAUUAAUGAGAGAAAAAGAAAGAAAAUGGAACAUGGACAGUUUUGUUUUGAUUGUUAGUUAGUGCGAAUAAGAAUAAUCUUCUAUUUGAUAAAUCGAUUGAUUCAUGAUCCCAAAAUACCGAUGAUUAACGUUUAGAGUUAUUCACAUUUUAGAAACAUACUUAGAACAAUUUUACGAUUUAAGAGGCUGAAUGUAUAUAGUAUAUAUGUAUGAAUAAUAAAACAAAAGAAAAAAAAAAAAUGUUGAGAGAAUGUAAAAAUGCAGCGUUCAAAGAAACGCAAUUCCAUACAAUCGAUGUAUUCAUAUUUGUCCUAGUUAUUUAUAAAUUCUGUUCUGAA
Molecule: messenger RNA, 5281 nt
Organism: Polistes canadensis
Lineage: Eukaryota; Metazoa; Arthropoda; Insecta; Hymenoptera; Vespidae
Gene: Ndae1
Product: sodium bicarbonate cotransporter 3
Exons: 22
Coding region: 16-3858 (1280 amino acids)
Biological process (GO): monoatomic anion transport; regulation of intracellular pH; bicarbonate transport
Cellular component (GO): plasma membrane
Molecular function (GO): solute:inorganic anion antiporter activity; monoatomic anion transmembrane transporter activity; sodium:bicarbonate symporter activity
Source: RefSeq, a predicted model, not a curated record